Microtus oregoni (creeping vole) is the source of this 1663-nucleotide messenger RNA. RefSeq names its product CD86 molecule (gene Cd86). NCBI's taxonomy places the organism in Eukaryota, Metazoa, Chordata, Mammalia, Rodentia, Cricetidae. The coding region runs from base 1 to 1197 and encodes 398 amino acids. Gene Ontology annotation, biological process: immune response; positive regulation of T cell proliferation; cellular response to lipopolysaccharide. Gene Ontology annotation, cellular component: external side of plasma membrane. The transcript is spliced from 6 exons. The record is from RefSeq and is a predicted model, not a curated record.
AUGGUAUUGGGACUCCUCUUUGUGACCGUUUUCGUGCUCUCAGAUUGGAUCAAUCUGUUAGCAUUUGAAUCAAUGGUCAUCCAGAAUAAAUCCAGGCGUGAGAACAGCCACACGAGCCAGGGCGUCAGCCUGAGGAAGUUCAUUCCAGUUAGGCUGGACGCCAAAACUGAGCGACUUUUGGAGUUUUUGGUAAGAACGCAGACUCUGAUUCAGAUCCUGGGUGGAACCAGAGAGUCUAAGUUUCUGACCAGCCCCCAGAUGAGGUCAAUGUCUUUGGUCCACUUUGUAUUUGUAAGUAAAGAGGAAACAGAGUACCAUCGCUGGCAGGAAAGCUGGAGGCUGGAUGCUGCAUGGGGAGAAUGGAAUUUCUUCCUUCUUGUUUCUCCUUCCCUAAUUCUCAGUUUCUCUAUUUUAGAUGCCGUUGCCAUGAAGAAGCAAGCUUAUUUCAAUAGUACUGCAUACCUGCCAUGCCAUCCUACAAAGGCCCAGAAUAUGAGCCUGAGUGAGCGGAUAGUAUUUUGGCAGGACCAGAAAAAGUCUGUUCUGUAUGAGCACUAUUUUGGCAGAGAAAAGCUUGAUAACGUGAAUGCCAAGUACCUGAACCGCACAAGCUUUGAUGGAGAAAACUGGACUCUAGGACUCCACAAUGUUCAGAUCAAAGACAUGGGCUUGUAUGAUUGCUUUAUACAAAAAAAGACACCCAAAGGAUUAGUCAUCCUCCAGCAGACAUAUACGGAACUGUCAGUGGUCGCUAACUUCAGUGAACCUAAAAUCGAGGUUCAGUAUAAAGACAGGAAUUCUGGCAUAAAUUUGACCUGUUCAUCUAAACAAGGUUUUCCAAAACCUACAAAGAUGUAUGUUUGGAUCAUUAAUUCGACUAAUUCAACUAACGAGUACAGUGAUGAGAUGCUGAUAUCACAAGACAACGUCACAGAACUGUUCAGCGUUUCCAUUAACCUCUCCAUCCCAUUCCCUGACGAUGUGUGGAGUGUGACCGCCGUGUGUGUUCUGGAAACCGAGUCAAUGACGACUUCCUCCACACCCCAAGAUAUAGUUCUUCCAAGGUCAGAAUCCAAUCAAGACGAAAGGAAAUCCUGGAUUGCAGCUGUCAUCACUGGUCUGAUCAUCUUCAUACUUGUGCUAGUCUGUCUGAGAAAUAGAUACAAGAGGAAGCAGGAACGGCCUGGCAUCUCUUAGAAAGGUGACGAGUGUCUCUGUCCUGUCUGAAGAUAACCAGUUACAGUUUGUUUGUAAUGAACAUACAAGAUGAGGUGGUAGCUCGGCCGUGCACUGUUACAUAGCAUAUAUAAGCCAAGCCAGUCUCCAAUACUGAAAAAAGUGUUUUAAAAUGAGACUAUGAAACAGUGGGUUUCAUUGUGAUGCUCGCACGUGUAUAACCUGUACUUUGCAUACAUUCAACUCCCCAUUGUCAUUUCUUGCCCCCACCUCACACCAAUGACCCUCUUUCUUUCUGACAAUCUUCCUCUUUUCAGGAGAUAGAUGACUGGUAGAUUACACAUGAGAGAAAACAUAUUAUAGUUGCUUUUUCUGAGUCUGGCUUGUUUUGUUUAACAUGAUGGUGUCAUUUCCUUUAAAAUGACAUCAUUUUGUUCUUAACAAUGGUUUAAUAAAACUUUAUAGUACAUAUAUAUUUAUGCAUGUA